Messenger RNA from Schizosaccharomyces osmophilus, 1323 nucleotides. RefSeq names its product mitochondrial translation elongation factor EF-Tu Tuf1 (gene tuf1). Gene Ontology annotation, molecular function: GTP binding; translation elongation factor activity; GTPase activity. Gene Ontology annotation, cellular component: mitochondrion. Gene Ontology annotation, biological process: mitochondrial translational elongation. The record is from RefSeq and is a predicted model, not a curated record. NCBI's taxonomy places the organism in Eukaryota, Fungi, Ascomycota, Schizosaccharomycetes, Schizosaccharomycetales, Schizosaccharomycetaceae. The transcript has 2 exons. The coding region runs from base 1 to 1323 and encodes 440 amino acids.
AUGAAGGCAGCAAAAGCAACUUCUUCGUUGCUCUUCCAGGGCUUUCGCCAAAAUUGUUCUCGCUUAACCAGAUUCCCUUUGGCUACAGGAUGUUUUAACAAAUUUACAAUUCCCUCGCGUUCCUACGCGGACGACAAGGUGUUCAUCCGUAAGAAGCCCCAUGUUAAUAUUGGUACCAUUGGUCACGUCGAUCAUGGAAAGACAACAUUGACCGCAGCUAUCACCAAGGGUUUGGCUCAACUUGGCCAAGCUAGCUUUAUGGAUUACAGUCAAAUUGAUAAGGCCCCCGAAGAAAAAGCUCGUGGUAUUACCAUUUCUUCCGCACACGUAGAAUAUGAAACUGCCAACAGACAUUAUGCCCAUGUCGAUUGUCCUGGUCACGCUGAUUAUAUCAAGAACAUGAUUACCGGUGCUGCUACCAUGGAUGGUGCUAUUAUUGUCGUUUCUGCCACUGAUGGUCAAAUGCCUCAAACUCGUGAGCACAUGCUUCUUGCUCGUCAAGUUGGUGUCAAGGACAUUGUUGUCUACAUCAACAAGGCUGACAUGGUCGAACCUGAUAUGAUUGAACUUGUCGAAAUGGAAAUGCGUGAACUUUUGUCUGAAUACGGCUAUGAUGGUGAUAACACUCCCAUCAUCAGUGGUAGUGCUCUUUGUGCAUUGGAAGGCCGCAAUCCCGAAAUUGGUCUUCAAAGCAUUACCAAACUCAUGGAUGCUGUUGACAGCUAUGUUUCUACUCCUGAAAGAAACGUGGACAUGCCUUUCCUCAUGGCCAUUGAAGACGUCUUUUCAAUUUCCGGCCGUGGUACCGUCGUCACCGGUCGUGCUGAACGUGGUACUUUGAAGAAGGGUGCUGAAAUCGAACUUGUUGGUUACGGUAGCCACAUGAAGACUAUCGUCACUGGUAUUGAAAUGUUUAAGAAACAACUUGACGCUGCCGUUGCCGGUGACAACUGUGGACUUCUUCUCCGUUCCGUUAAGCGUGAUGAAUUGAAGCGUGGUAUGAUCGUUGCUGUUCCCGGUACUGUUGCUCCCCACCGUAAAUUCCAAGCCUCUUUCUAUAUUUUGACUAAGGAAGAAGGUGGCCGUCGAACCGGUUUCGUCGACAACUACCGUCCUCAACUUUUCACUCGCACUUCAGACGUUACUGUUGAACUUACACAUCCUGAUCCCAACGAUUCCGACAAGAUGAUUAUGCCCGGUGAUAACAUUGAAUUGGUUUGUAACCUUGUUCACCCUAUCGUAAUUGAGAAGGGUCAACGCUUUACUGUUCGUGAAGGCAAAAACACCGUCGGUACUGCCCUUAUCACUGAAAUUUUAGACUGA